Messenger RNA from Fraxinus pennsylvanica, 453 nucleotides. The record is from the annotation of a GenBank genome assembly. Lineage: Eukaryota; Viridiplantae; Streptophyta; Magnoliopsida; Lamiales; Oleaceae.
AUGGCCUGCUUAAACCUGGUUAAGAAUGAACAACAACAAGGCCUCUACAAUCCAAGAAUCUCAUUCUCCAGUGAUUUUGCUGAUCCUCAACCAGUGAUGAAGCAAGAAAACAGCUAUAGAGAAGCCCCCGUCUCAUCCGAUUUUGAGUUUUCUAUCUCUAACAACACCAUGAUUUCUGCAGAUGAGCUUUUCUUCAAGGGCAACUUGUUGCCCUUGAAGGAAAACUGCACUAAAACCACCACCCUUAGAGAUGAACUCCUUGUUGACGAUGACGAUUAUAAGAAUGUAUCACCAAGAUUACCUAAAGGUACAAGCCUUUGGAAGGAGAGAUUAGGUCUAAAGAGAUCUCACAUUGUACCUAAGAAAGCUGAUAAAAAUGAUGGAGUUGUGGAAAGAACUGAUGAUCUAUUCCAUAAGCAGAUUUAUGCCAAUUUGAAAGGAUCCAACUGGUGA